GCGCCGUAACGACACCGGGGGGGGGGGGGGGGUCGGCCUCCCCUCGGCCGCCGGGACGGGCAGCGGCUGCGGAGCCGUAAGGAAGGCGGCGCUGGCCCGCGGGUGGGGACGGCGGUUCGGAAGAAACAGCCCAAGCAAAUAGAGGUGAUGUAUGCGUAACACAGCGCAUGCAACGUUCAACCGUAGUACAAGACACCACUAUGGCUGCUACAGUGAACUUGGAGCUUGAUCCCAUUUUUCUGAAAGCCCUGGGCUUCUUGCAUUCUAAGAGUAAGGACUCUGCUGAAAAGCUGAAAGCGCUUCUUGAUGAGUCUUUGGCCAGAGGAACUGACUCAAGCUAUCGUCCAUCUCAGAAGGAAGUAGAGCAACCAAAAGUAUCUGUUACCAAACCUAUUUCCAGUAAGCAAGAGCCUAAACCUUCUUCUAGUUUGCCUUCUGGCAACAGCAAUGGCAAGCCCACUGCAUCAGAAAAGGUGAAAAAAGAAACAGAAAAGAGAUCUGCUGAUAAAAUAAAAGGGGAUACCGCUGAAGGAGCUGAUACACCAAAGAAGCCCAGACUAGAGAAGCAGGAGGCUCGUUCCUCUCCUAUUACAGUUCAGACGAGCAAGGAUUUAUCCAUGCCUGAUUUAUCUAGCUUUGAGGAAACCAGUGCUGAUGACUUUGCUAUGGAAAUGGGAUUAGCCUGUGUUGUUUGCAGGCAAAUGACAGUUACUUCUGGGAAUCAGCUAGUGGAGUGUCAGGAGUGCCAUAAUCUCUACCACCAGGAUUGCCAUAAACCUCAGGUGACAGACAAGGAAGUGAAUGAUCCUCGACUUGUAUGGUAUUGUGCCCGCUGUACCAGGCAGAUGAAGAGAAUGGCUCAGAAGACACAAAAACCACCUCAAAAACCAGCUCCUGCAGUGGUUUCAGUUGCACCAGCUGUGAAGGAUCCGUUGGUCAAGAAGCCAGAAAUUAAGUUAAAACCUGAGACCCCACCAACUUUUCUAGCAUUCAAGAGAACUGAAGUCAAGACCUCAGCGGCAAUUUCGGGGAACUCAGCCAGUACAAGUGUUUCCUCUUCAGCAACCAGUGGCCUUACAGGAUGGGCUGCUUUUGCAGCCAAAACCUCCUCUGCCAACCCAUCAACUGCCAAACUGGGAUCAGCAGCACAGAGCACCAGUGGGAAACCUGCAGCUUCUUCAAAUAACCAGAAACCUGUGGGUUUGUCAGGGUUGGCAACUUCCAAAACAGGACUAGGGUCAAAAAUAGCUUCUGCCAACAACAGCACAAACCCUGUUCAGCUGAAACCUCUUCCACCUCUGACACUGGGGAAAACCACUCUUAGCCGUUCGGUAAGCAGUGACAACGUCAGCAAAGUAGGUCUUCCUAGUCCCAGCAGUACUACACCAAGCACCAGCAGCCAGGUGAGCAGUGGGAAUGGCAACAGUGGGACUGCAGGUAACAGCGGGGGCAGUGCAAGCAAAACCACGGCAGAUACUGGUAAUCAGUCAACCUCCCUAAAAGGCCCGACUUCUCAGGAAUCUCAGCUCAAUGCUAUGAAAAGGUUACAAAUGGUCAAGAAGAAGGCUGCUCAAAAGAAACUCAAGAAGUAGUAUGGCUGCUUGCUAAUUUUGUUCGC
This is a messenger RNA of Harpia harpyja (harpy eagle), 1618 nucleotides long. It is a transcript of the gene INTS12, whose product is annotated as integrator complex subunit 12. The transcript is spliced from 7 exons. The coding region runs from base 168 to 1592 and encodes 474 amino acids. Gene Ontology annotation, biological process: snRNA 3'-end processing. Gene Ontology annotation, cellular component: integrator complex. NCBI's taxonomy places the organism in Eukaryota, Metazoa, Chordata, Aves, Accipitriformes, Accipitridae. The record is from RefSeq and is a predicted model, not a curated record.